This is a messenger RNA of Branchiostoma floridae (Florida lancelet), 1768 nucleotides long. RefSeq lists its product as uncharacterized. The transcript has 19 exons. The coding region runs from base 146 to 1768 and encodes 540 amino acids. NCBI's taxonomy places the organism in Eukaryota, Metazoa, Chordata, Leptocardii, Amphioxiformes, Branchiostomatidae. The record is from RefSeq and is a predicted model, not a curated record.
CCUGAAUCACUCGGCAGUACCCUCCAAGCAUGAAAUGAGGAAAACAGGCGCCCUGCCAGUCCCAGGGAGAGGACAAAGCCCUGGAGGCUGCAGCUAACUUCUUCAAACCAGGUCAAGGGAGAAAGUUCUGCAGACUGAGAAAAACAUGAAGCCGGCGGGACAGAUCGUCCUGCUUGCGGCCAUUCUGACGUUUGCUGAGCUGGUCACUGCAGCAAGCCCGAGAUUCCUGGUAAAACCGCGCCACCAGGUAGCUCGGCUGGGAAGUGCAGUGACCUUUCAUUGCAGAGUGGUUGGAGAUCCACAACCUACCCUUAUAUGGACAACAGAUAACUUGGAGCCGCUUUUAUUCCCCGGUGGAACUUAUGGCCGUGUCAAGGUCAACACUAACGGAGACCUGACGAUAUCUGAUGUCCAGUUGUCUGACCGGGGAGAGUACACCUGUCAGGGCAUCAAUGUUGAUGGAGCGGCUACUGCAAAGGCCAAGCUGGUGGUCUUGGCGAAAGGAAGUGAAACCAACAUUUCAGAAAUGAAGACAAAGGAUCGUCUUGAACCGAUUGAUGAGAGUGCACAACUUGACACACCAUGGUGGCCAAGACCCGUGCUCAACCCAAGCGUUGGCACGUUCCGUGAUCUAGCAACUGAAAUGCACAAAAACAAAAAGGUGUCCGAAUACGUGUCAUCUCUUCGUCUUGUUGGAGAGCACUUACAACGCCUCACAGGAAAGAUCACCGCUUUAGACGUGCAUCUUCUGUAUUAUAAAAGAGAGUCAAGGAAGACUUCAGACGCGUUUCAAAGAGUAUUGGGGUUCAUCAAUGGGCAAUCUCGGAAACUUGACGGCGAGGACAUAUUUAGUUCAACCAGAAUGGUCGUUUUGUCGGGUUAUAUCGGAAUCGUCAAAUCAAUAACAUCACGGCAUAUGUUUGUGGAAAACAUCAAAAGGCCUAUUUCGAACUGUCUCAUCUUUUCACAGGCUUCGAAGAUCGUGCAUAAUUUGAACACUCUGGGCGCAUCUUUGAUAGAACUGAAAAGAGAAAUAGAUGAUUUUGGCGAAAUACUUCCCCCUGAAGGACUUCAAAGUGGCGCUCUUGAAGAUUUUAUAAAUGAUACAUACGAGUGUCCUGAAUUCCAGCAAGUUGACACUCCUGAUAUUCCCGAAAGGCUGCAGGAAAACGUCAAUGUCACUUUACUGGACUUCGCGAAAGUCGCGGAACAUUCCGACAGAAUUUCAAGCAUCAUCCAGGAGGCUCGUGACAUCAUAGAAGAAAUACGAUACGUUAAGAACAUAUUGUUUUAUAGCUCAACCCUUCUACAUAGCAUAGCCAAACCAGGAACAAACGUUGCACUCAACAAGAAGGCCUCGCAGAGCAGUUUGUUGAGAUCGGAAUACCCUGCGGAGCGAGCUGUGGACGGAAACACAGGAACCAUUCUGUACCCCCGACAGGAAUGCACACAUACGGACCUGGAGUACGAGCCGUGGUGGAAGGUGGAUCUUGGAGACACAUACGUCAUCAGUCACGUGACUGUCAUCAACCGUGGGGACUGCUGUGGAGAACGGCUGCGAAAUUUCAUGGUGCGAGUUGGCCCCUUUGAGGACUUCCGGGAAAACACACCAUGCGGUGAUAUUUACUCGGACACUCCUUCGGAUGGUGAGACCAUCGACGUGCGGUGUGCCGAGCCCAUCUCAGGGAGGUGGGUGUCUGUUCAACUGAUCGGUCGGGAGGACUACCUGUCUCUGUGUGAAGUACAGGUGUUUUCAGAAUCAGGUUGA